This is a messenger RNA of Hydractinia symbiolongicarpus, 4456 nucleotides long. Its product is annotated as TNF receptor-associated factor 2-like. Bases 233 to 1564 code for a protein of 443 amino acids. Gene Ontology annotation, biological process: regulation of apoptotic process; tumor necrosis factor-mediated signaling pathway; positive regulation of JNK cascade. The transcript has 4 exons. The record is from RefSeq and is a predicted model, not a curated record. Gene Ontology annotation, cellular component: plasma membrane signaling receptor complex; cytoplasmic side of plasma membrane. NCBI's taxonomy places the organism in Eukaryota, Metazoa, Cnidaria, Hydrozoa, Anthoathecata, Hydractiniidae. Gene Ontology annotation, molecular function: zinc ion binding; ubiquitin protein ligase binding; tumor necrosis factor receptor binding.
GCAGGUUGGAAAAUGGUACUUGUGAAAACCACUUUGAUUUUAUUUAAGUUUAAUUUUUUUCUUAUGUGCGCUAAAUUUCAACCUUGGUAUAUUUUAUUUCUCUGGUUUUUUUUGAUAUUAUUACCAAAACAAUGAACGCUAGUAAAAUGGGGAAUUUCCCUGCAGAAGUUAAAUUAAUAGCUUCGUUUUUCCACAAGAGAUUUUGUUGUAGCUAUACGCAAGACGCUUUUUGAUGUCUUUAAAUUCGAAAUAUAAUCAAGAAGAAGGAUUUUCUGUCAAGCUGCAAUUAGAUUUAUCCCAACAAGUAAAAUACAUUUGUUUACUUUGCAAGAAAGUUUUAAAGAAUCCUGUGCAGACGAUACGUGGUUUGUUAGCUUGUGAAAGCUGCUACUACCGAAAUUUCAGCGCCAAUGGAGGAAUUAACUGCCCACUUGACGGAGAACCAAUUGCAAGAGAGGAAAUAUUUAAAGAUAAUGGUAGAGCUCGAGAAAUUCGAAAUCUUAUUUGCGCUUGUCCUUAUCGAAAUGACGGUUGCGAUUGGACUGACAUUGUCGGAAAGUUCGAGGAACAUCAAUACAAUUGCAACUUCUUACCUGUGGCAUGCAUUGCCUGUGGAAGACCUGUCGGAAACAGUCAGUACGUACAACACUUGCAGAGCAGGUGUGACAAGAUUGAUACCCUGACAGAAUGUGUGUAUGCAAUCGAUGGAUGCAAAUACAAGCCAAUAACAAAAGAUGAUCAUAUUAAACACUUGCACGAGAAUACGCUCAAGCAUGCUUCACUGCGCUUAUCCAAUCAGCAAAAAUCUCAGUACUCCUUUGCUGCUUUUCAACAAGUAGCUGAAGAGGUGUUACAGCAACAGGCACAAAUCAACUCGAUGAUGAAUCUAGUUUCUUCAUUACAUAACCAACUACAUGAAGCACGUGCAGACGAAAAAAUUUUAUUAAAAAAGGUUCAAAAUAUGCAAGCAAACAUUCCACAAGUUUCAGCGUCAAAUUCUUCUUCCCUUGAUCAAGAGAGGCUGAAAGAAAUCAAAAAUUUACAAUCUACAAUUGCUAUUUUAAAUAAAAACAUUUCUGAUUUUGAUUUACGACAACAGUUGCUUGAAAAUACAAAUUACAAGGGACGGAUUUUAUGGAAGAUUGAUCAACUGCAACAACGUAUGCAAUUAGCUCUUAUCGGACGUGUGACAGCUCUCCACAGCGCACCUGCCUUUACCCAAAAAUAUGGCUACAAAUUUUGUGGUAGGGUAUAUCUUAAUGGAGACGGUAUCGGUAAAUGUUCUCACGUUUCUUUGUUUUUUAUCUUGAUGAAAUCAGAGUAUGAUAACCUUCUGGAAUGGCCGUUUCAACACACUGUCACUUUCACUUUGAUUAACCAACAAGACGAAAAGAAGAAUGUGUUGGAAAGCUUUGCCACUGAUGUUGCAUCAUCAAGUUUUCAGAAACCUACAAGAGAGAUGAAUAUCGCUGCAGGCUGUCCGCUUUUCAUCCAACGCGAUCACUUAUUAAAUGGCGGGUUUGUUAAAGACGAUUGCAUUUUUGUUGAAAUUAAUGUACAGUAAGGGCUAUUUUCCACUUUAAGAAAAUUUUCUGCGAAACGAAACAGACAGGAACAGAAAGCUUCUGAUCAUGCGUGUACUUAAAAUGUUUACACCACGUGAACGGAAAUUUUCUUGUCCCCUCCGUCCUGAAAAAAGUAAAUCGAGUUCAAUUUUUUCUUUGCGUUGUGUACGGAAACGACAAGUAGAAAUUUAUCUGCUCUACUCUGCUCUGCUCUGUGAAAAGUUUUCUUAAAGUGUAAAAAAAACUUAACUUUAAUUGCAUCAAGUCAGAGUGACCACACUUUCUCGACACUGCUAUACUCUAAACAAUAAGACUAUAACAUAUCUGGUCUGAAAAACUAUAAAAAUAAUAUUAAGAAGUAAGAGUGUAGAGAAAAAAUGUUGAACAGAAACAAAAUAUAAGCGAAUUAUAAAACAUGCGACAGAAUUGCAAAAUUUUACAAUUUUUUUUCUCCGCAUUUAUCACUUUUUUUUUUGACUUUGUCUUCACAAAUUAUUGUACAACAUUGAUUUAUUAGGGGCUGUUCAUAUGGAGGCCGGCUGGCUCGGUUAGGCGGGCUGGCUCGGCUAGCCGGGGUGAUUUUCAUCUCGUGUUCAUAUGAAGUUUUUUACAUCUCGGACAGCCGGGAUGGAAAAGUUGUUUACAUUUCACAAAAGAUUCAUAAACAAUGAAGACAAAAGAAUGUAUAUUGAACUUUAAAUAAUUGAUGAGAAUUUUUUAAAACCUAUUGUUACUUUCAUCUCGCCCAGGCGCCCAGGCUGGCUUGCCUGUCAUAUGAACACAAUUUUUAUUUUUAUAUGCAUUUCUUAAGAAUAGCGAGAUCCCGCCUGACCGAGAUCUCGGUACAAACAAGCAAGAUCUGGGCAAGGCGCGCUGGCUUGGUUAUGAUAUGAACACAUUUUUAUUUUUUCAUGUGUUUCUUAAUAGCAGCAAGAUCCCGCUCAGCCAAGCCAGCCCGCCUCCAUAUGAACAGCCCCUUAGGCAUCUUGUUGCAAAAAUUUUGGUUAUAUCAAGAUUAAAAUUUCGCCUGGCAUGACGUUUCUAUCUCGUGCAGCAUAAAAUGGUAUAACGAUGGACACGCAAAGGAACAGAAUUUCCACAUCCUUUUUAUUACAACAAACAUUCUUCGCAAAUCGUUUUUUAUGUGGAUGAUACAGAGUUUUCCUAAAAAUUGCUAGUUGUUAGGUCGCGGAAAAAAACUAUUCAGAUUCGAAGCGUUACAGAUAUUUCAUGCAUCCCCAUAUUGUGUAAUUAUUAAAAAUACUUUUUAGCAAUACAAGAUACUAGUCGUUAGCCCGUGGAAAAGUCCACGGGUUCGCGCAGCUAAGGCACCAUUUUGCGUGAUAGACUGACAGACGUAUACGGGUAUUUUAAUAUAGAUAGUCGUUAGCCCGUGGAAAAAUCCACGUGUUCGCCCGUCCUUUAUAUUUACCCGUCGCAACAAAGUGGAUAAAAAUAUAUCGAAUUUGAUAUUCGUGCGCAUUUUAAAAAUUUCGUGUUUCUGUUACGGGACGCUGCUUUUGCGGACACAGACAGACGACGGCCAUUAUUAAAGAGACUAUCGUUAAUGCAUGGAAAAAUCCACGAGUCUGCCCAUCAGCAAUGUGUUUCAAACACAACAUAUUAUUAUAAAGAUGAGAACUUAAAAAUUUCUUUGAUAAAAAUUAAUAUUUUAACCAUGUCAUGUUUUAAUUUAAUAAAAUAGCAUUCCAAGACAAGGACUGAAAGCAGCCAGCUUGGACAAAUUAAGAAACAUUCUUUUAUUAUCAAACUGUCACGCAUCUGUAUUGCACUUUUAUAAGGUGUUAAAUGGCUUAGGGUUAGCUUAGGGUUUAGGGUAGAACCUUUUAUUUUUUAGCUAUAAUAGAGUUAGUUUUAACAACACCGUAUCCAAUUAAAUCUUUGAUUUUUCGACCUUCUUCAAUGUUUUAAAAGUCUAUUUUUAUCGUUUUUUUACUGUAAAUUCAGGGUUCUUUGCUUUGCAUACUGUACGAAAACAGUUGCUUUAAAGUAUAAUUAAGAAGCGUAGGAGGGUGACAGUGUACAGGAUACAUAUUAUUUUGCCACUAGGAACUCUUAACAGAAUAAUAGAUUUCUUUAUAAAACUAAAGUAAUUUAAAACAAAUAGAGGUAUUUUGGGCAAACUUUAGGCUUCUGAUAACGUUACCAAAAAAGUGCUAAUAUAAGCAAUAUACCUCGCGGCAGUUUUGUUCCUUUUAUGACAAACUAUAAGUGUGCCAAGUUUAAUGCCAUUAAAGACCCCCACCCCACAGAUUUAUAGGCCUAAAAAAACCAAUUUAGUUCGGAAAAUUUGAACGUUAGUUAUAUCGGGGAUUUACAUUUGAGAUUUCACUGUAUAAUUUGGCCCCUGCGCCUGUGCUUAAAUAUGUGUUUUGCGAUACGUGAAAGCUCACCUCGCGCAAAAAAAAAAGUUGAGCUCAUAUCUAAGAAACUUUUUAUUCUUUUGGAAAAUCUUUAUUGGUUGCGCUAAUUAUGCGAAAUUAUAACGUCACCAACUAGCUCUAAAACAUUAUUAAGCAUCUUCAUAGUAACUUAAUAUUAAAAAUUGAUGUAAAAUGUUCAAAACGCUGAACUGAAUGAUUAAAAAACACAUUUUAUACCCUAUAUUUGGCAAAACUGUUAAAUAAAACACCUCACUCAAACUACUUCAUGCUGUCAUGCAUAAUUAGUUGUCCAAUUCCAAAAUCUUAAGAACCAAUGAACUUGUUACGCUCUUCACAAAAGCAACUUGUUUAGUUAAAACGUGCUCUCUUGUAUGAUAUUUGUAAUGGUACAAUUAUAAAGUUAAGAACUGUAAAAAUUGUAAACAUUGUAAUGAACAGAUAUUUAGCUAUAAAUAUACUCGGUUAUUAUAUCCCGUAUUACACAAA